AUGAAGAGUUAUCUACAAAAGGUGAAGGAAUUAAAGAAUCACUUCCAAAGAUUCUCAAUUCAUCAAAUACCACGAGAAGAGAAUGGGAAAGCAGGGAGACAAAUUGAAGUGCAACAAACGAUAUUGAGUGUGGAAUGGGCAGAUCCUAUCAUCAGAUAUAUCAAGGAUGGGGUGCUACCAACAGACCGAGCAGAAGCUCGAAAGGUCAAGAUGCGGGCAGCUAGGUAUACGCUUAUCAAAGGGGUGCUCUACAAGAGAAGCUUCUCCAUGCCGUAUUUACGAUGCGUUUCUAGCGAGGAAGCUGACUACAUUUUAAGGGAGAUCCACCUAGGAGUUUGUGGAAACCAUGCUGGGGGUAGGUCACUUGCUAACAAGGCCAUCCGACUAGGAUACUAUUGGCCCACCAUGCAGAAAGAUGCACUUGACUUCGUUAAAAAGUGCGACAAGUGUCAGCGAUUUGCCAACAUCCCGAGACAACCAUCAGAGGAGAUGACUCCCAUGUCAAGACCACACCUCUUUCCCCCUUAA
Messenger RNA from Cornus florida, 528 nucleotides. RefSeq lists its product as uncharacterized. The record is from RefSeq and is a predicted model, not a curated record. The transcript is spliced from 2 exons. The coding region runs from base 1 to 528 and encodes 175 amino acids. Lineage: Eukaryota; Viridiplantae; Streptophyta; Magnoliopsida; Cornales; Cornaceae.